This is a messenger RNA of Amphiprion ocellaris (clown anemonefish), 444 nucleotides long. RefSeq names its product interferon-induced protein 44-like. The record is from RefSeq and is a predicted model, not a curated record. The coding region runs from base 1 to 444 and encodes 147 amino acids. The transcript is spliced from 4 exons. NCBI's taxonomy places the organism in Eukaryota, Metazoa, Chordata, Actinopteri, Pomacentridae.
AUGGUGGUGGCAUUCAACCCUGUAUCCUCGCUGUCUCCUUCUGAUUCUGGCUACAACGCUGCACCAUCUCUGGAUGACAGAGUCCAUGUUCUGGUUUGCGUCUGUUCUGGAAACACAGCAAAUAUUUCAGACUCCGUUUUACAGAAGAUGAGGGAGAUCAGAGAAGCAGCCAGCGACCUGGAUAUUCCCCAACUGCUUAUUGUAACCAAACUUGAUGAAGCCUGUCCUGAAACUGAAAGGGACCUGCAGAACAUUUACAAGAGCAAGUUUGUAAAGAAAAAGUUGACACAGCUCAGCUCUGAACUGGGGAUUCCACUCAACUGCAUCCUUCCUGUGAAGAACUACAGCCAAGAAACCAGCCAGGAUGCAGAUGUUGAUGCUCUGAUCCUAAAUGCACUGAGACUGAUUCUUGACUUUGGAAAUGACUUCAUUGAGAAAUUGUAA